ACAUGGGAGGACACGAAUUUCCGGAUUUGAUUUUUUCUCUGUUAUUUUCUUCAGUGCUUCUUGGAUCACUGCUCGCGACAGUAGAUAAGAUAGAUAUGAAAGAUGUGAGUGUGGUCAUACUGAGUCAACCAAAUUCAUAUCAUGCAAAAAAGGCACAACAGCUGAAGGAUAUUCUGCUACAGCAAGCCAAGGAGUUAGAAGAUGCAAAAGACAACCUUAAUGUGAUACUUUUACAUGAAAAAUGGCAAAUAUCUGGUGCUUGGACAGUUCUUCCAAUAAUACCAAGCUUAGCAAAGCAGAUGUCCAAAUCUUCAUGGGUGUUUUUCUGUGAAGAUGGUACUCAGAUAGAUCUGAAGAAACUACUCAAGGUGCUAAACAAAUACGAUGCAAAAAAGAAACAUUUCCUUGCCAAAGGCCUUAUCGACCAAGAUAAUACAAUAAUACACCACUUCUUCAGGCAAGACGGCUUCUUGUAUCCUGAUUUUGCUGCAGGAUUUGCUUUAAGUAAACCACUGAUGAAAGAUUUAGGCAGAAGAAUCGAAGAAAGAGAAACUAAAUAUGACUUCUCUAUUGAUACCAAGCAUGAGAUUGCUAAGUUCAUCUGGGAUGAGGGGAAAGGUGUUGCCGUGACAAAUGUGAGAGAGUUCUGUACCGAAAAAAACGAGGGAGAUUGUGCCACGACAUAUCGGGAGAAAAUUCCAAACUGUGGUCCAGCUGCUGAUUUGACAAGCACUUUCUUUGCUGUCAAAACAUGUGAAAAAUUCCAUAAAGACAGAGUUCCUGUUGUGAAGUCAACAUGGGCAAAAGAUGUCAAACAUAUAGAGUAUUAUAGUGAUUUAAAGGACUCAUCAAUUCCCACGAUAGAUUUGGGAGUGGAGAACACAGAAAGAGGUCACUGUGGGAAGACCCAUGCCAUUUUGAAGCGGGCUUUCAAUCACCCGGAGAUUAGUAAGAAGGAUUGGCUUGUGAUUGCUGACGAUGAUACACUCUUCAGCAUCCCUCGCCUGCAGAAAGUCUUGGCGUGCUACAACCCUACGGAACCAGUUGCUCUUGGUGAGAGAUAUGGCUAUGGAACGUCAGUGGGGAGAGGUUAUGAUUACAUAACAGGAGGUGGAGGGAUGGUCUUUAGUCGAGCUGCAGUAAAACUAUUGAUGGGGAGUGGUGGCUUUAGAUGUCCAUCAAAUGAUUCACCAGAUGAUAUGCUGUUAGGCAUGGCAUUGCAGGAGCUUGGUAUACCUGCAACACACAGUCCACUAUUUCAUCAGGCUCGUCCAGAUGACUACUCGACCGGUUAUCUCAGUCACCAGAAGCCUGUCUCGUUUCAUAAACACUGGAACUGUGACCCGUACAAAGUGUAUGAAGAGUUUCUCAAAGAAUCGCCUCUGAAACGUGAUGAACUUUGAUAUGCCAAAAAGAUUAAUGGGAACCACUCUUUUUCACAAUAAGAUUAGCAUGCUGUACUCUUAAUUAAUUGCUGGUUAUUUGGUGCCUUUAUUUGAGAGUUUUUUAGUCUACUCUUGUGAAUACAAUUAGGUGCUUUACUCAAUUCGCUUUACAAAUAGCAGUAUGUUACACUAUUUUCAUGUAUGAAGAACUUGAACAAGCAUAAUUGUCGUAGGUUAUAUAUUAGUCUUAUUUAUCAGUGAUGGUUGCAAUGCUACCCCUCCAUGACAAGCUAUCACUGCCGGGUAUUUUGGUUUAAAGAGACCUGGCAUUUUUAUUUAGUCUCAUUUAUAUUUAGGCAAACCUACUGUAGUUUUUGUUACUGACGGAAUAUCGGAACGUUAUUUAGCUGAUUCCUGAUCCAUGAAUUGAUAAAAUUGAAUUAAGACUAUUAAUUUUUGCUGGAAGUUAAUAUUUAAAGGAGUCUUUUUGUAUCCUCAUGUCCCAAUUCAUAUCCUAGCUUCGGUUUUACAAAGCAAAUUUCUUUAAUUUAUCCAAAAUCGUCACCAAUGUGAUCAUUUGUAAUGCAUGUAUUUGCUACGUACAUGUACGAGUUAAAUGUUGUGUGAACAGUGAAUACUAUUACUGUAACAUUUUACAACUGAAAUUCAUUUCUAGGCUUUUAACACAUAUUGUCAGAUUUGUUUGUUGGGUGAGAUUCUGCUGUGCUACCCUUCAUCAUUCUUGUGUCACAUUCCGCUUCCAAUUGUUAAACAUACAUUGCUAGUCUGCGUUUUAUCCUGAUGUCAUAUCAACCAAUACCCGAAGUGAUUUUAUGACCGUCCUCCAUAGCAAUUGUAGAUAUUUUAUAAAUAACAAAAUUGAAAGAUUGUGUUAUUUUUCUGGUAAUAAAUGUCUAU
Lineus longissimus is the source of this 2303-nucleotide messenger RNA. RefSeq names its product beta-1,3-glucosyltransferase-like. Gene Ontology annotation, cellular component: membrane. The record is from RefSeq and is a predicted model, not a curated record. Bases 3 to 1403 code for a protein of 466 amino acids. Gene Ontology annotation, molecular function: acetylglucosaminyltransferase activity. The transcript has 14 exons. Lineage: Eukaryota; Metazoa; Nemertea; Pilidiophora; Heteronemertea; Lineidae.